Molecule: messenger RNA, 3004 nt
Organism: Balaenoptera musculus (blue whale)
Lineage: Eukaryota; Metazoa; Chordata; Mammalia; Artiodactyla; Balaenopteridae
Gene: MKNK1
Product: MAPK interacting serine/threonine kinase 1
Exons: 15
Coding region: 555-1934 (459 amino acids)
Biological process (GO): protein autophosphorylation; peptidyl-serine phosphorylation; intracellular signal transduction
Cellular component (GO): nucleus; cytoplasm
Molecular function (GO): calcium-dependent protein serine/threonine kinase activity; calcium/calmodulin-dependent protein kinase activity; calmodulin binding
Source: RefSeq, a predicted model, not a curated record
CCCACGCCCUCGGGGCUAAGAUCACCUCUUCCGUGUUUUUGGCUGAGCGAGCUGCUGGCUGGGAGUGUGCGACAGGCCCUGCCGGGAGUCAGCUGAGAUUUUCAUGCCAGGUAUGAUGAAGCAGAGGCCAAUGGAAAACUGAAGAAUGUCUGCUAUGUACAGAGGCCAUUGAAACACUUCCUGCAGCUGGAAGACAGCAGCCCCCUGACAGGAGCAUUAUUGCAUUUGGAAUUUCAAGUUUACAGAGGGUCUGCUUUGCAAAGUUGGGCAGACCUAUAGGUGAUGCAGUGACAGCUCUGAAAGCUGCAUAUGAUCCCAGAAUCAGAACCGAGGAAGAAUAUGGGCCUGAAGCUAGACCUUUUGCUCCUGGGAAUCUUACCAUCCCAGCCCUGUUUGAGGCCUGUUGUGACUCACCACCCCUCUGGCACCUUAGUGGGCCUCAAGCUGCUUUCACUGUAGUUGAUUUCAAAAACAACUCUCCUUCAACAAGUUCUGUUUCCAAGGAAAGUCUUAACCAUUUGUCCCUUCUGGCGCACCCUCUUCCAUUGAAAUCCAUGCAGAAUAGACCAGAGAUGGGCAGCAGUGAACCCGUUCCCAUUGCAGAAAGUGACAAGAGGAAGAAGAAGAAGCGGAAGGCCCGGGCCACUGACUCCUUGCCAGGAAAGUUUGAAGAUACGUACAAACUGACCUCUGAGCUGCUUGGAGAGGGAGCCUAUGCCAAAGUUCAGGGUGCCGUGAGCCUGCAGAAUGGCAAGGAGUAUGCUGUCAAAAUCAUUGAAAAACAUGCAGGACACAGUCGGAGUAGGGUAUUUCGGGAGGUGGAGACGCUGUAUCAGUGUCAAGGAAACAAGAACAUUCUGGAGCUGAUUGAGUUCUUUGAAGACGACACAAGGUUUUACUUGGUCUUUGAGAAAUUGCAAGGAGGCUCCAUCCUGACCCACAUCCAGAAGCAGAAGCACUUCAACGAGCGAGAAGCCAGCCGAGUGGUGCAGGAUGUCGCUGCAGCCCUUGACUUCCUGCAUACCAAAGGCAUUGCUCACCGUGAUCUGAAGCCAGAAAAUAUAUUGUGUGAAUCUCCAGAAAAGGUGUCUCCGGUGAAAAUCUGUGACUUUGACUUGGGCAGUGGGGUGAAACUGAACAACUCCUGCACCCCCAUAACCACACCAGAGCUGACCACUCCAUGUGGCUCUGCAGAAUAUAUGGCCCCUGAGGUGGUAGAAGUCUUCACGGAUGAGGCCACUUUUUACGACAAGCGCUGUGACCUGUGGAGCCUGGGUGUGGUCCUCUACAUCAUGCUGAGUGGCUACCCGCCCUUUGUGGGUCACUGCGGAGCCGACUGUGGCUGGGACCGGGGAGAGGUCUGCACAGUGUGCCAGAACAAGCUGUUUGAGAGCAUCCAGGAAGGCAAGUAUGAGUUUCCUGACAAGGACUGGGCUCAUAUCUCCAACGAGGCCAAAGACCUCAUCUCCAAGCUCCUGGUUCGAGACGCGAAACAGAGACUGAGUGCCGCCCAAGUUCUGCAGCACCCGUGGGUGCAGGGGGUCUGGCUCCCUCUCUUCUCUUCUUCCACCUGGAUGGCUUCCCCUGCCCCAGCAUCUUUAAGAUCCCGCCUUAGGCUAUUUGCAGGAGGAAAACCUGUUUUGUGGAUCCACAUGAAUCCUAACUGGAAAUCACUAUUUACAGCCCGAAGCAUACCAAGAAAUAGCAGCACAAUGGACCUGACGCUCUUUGCGGCCGAGGCCAUCGCCCUUAACCGCCAGCUGUCUCAGCACGAGGAGAAUGAACUGGCGAAGGAGUCAGAGGUGCUGGCUGAGGGCCUCUGCUCCGUGAAGCUUUCCCCUCCCUCCAACUCACGCCUGGCCCGCCGGAGGGCGCUGGCCCAGGCAGGCCGCAGUGGAGACACGCAACCGAGCCCGACACCCACAGCGCUCUGACCCACUCCGGGCCCCAGGCCUUGCCCCGCUGGAAACCUGUGAGGGGCCUGCUCUGCGGCUCCAUCCAGGCCUUUUCAUCCACAGAGGCUCUCGUCCUCCUUUCACCAGAGUCCUCAAGGAAAAAGCUUUUUCCGAAGGGGUUGUCUUUGAAAGGGAAACUAUCACUUGUCACUUUGCAUAAUCGCCUGCGGCAGGGACAUCUCUUUACUGGGCUCCUGCCCACCUGCUCACCCGCCUGCGGAUCGAGGAUCCAGCCCGCUCUCACUGGCUGGGGCUGCGGCCUUCAGGGAGCCAGCCUUGAGAAGCGUCAGUUGACAGAGGCUCUUCCCUCUCUCUGCACUGUCACCCCCCUCUGGCGGUCCUUCCACCUUCCUCUGUCCUCCGGACGUCCUCCCCCUUGGCUGAGCGAAGCCAUCCCCUCAAUUCAGGGAAGGGCAGGGAGCCUUCUGCAUUCAGGAAGCCAGAUCAGUCUUCCAGUCGAUAGCGCAGAGAAGCACAUAAUCUUUCUUUGCCAUGACCAAAAUGUGUCCGUCAUUUAUCAUCCUCUUCCUUGUUUGGGAUUGCUGCUAAAGUCAGUAUUAUUUCGUGUUUUUACAAUAUUUGGCAUUUUUUCUAACCGUGCUCUUCCGACAAAGAUGAGACUUUAAACUCCCACUGUGAGCCCAUGGACUUUCCAGAGCUCUUAGGGUUCACUCUUCUCUCCUGAAUUUCCAUGCAUUUGGAAGGUUUUAAUGAGCUAUUUCCUAUUACUCUAACUGGUUUUAAGCUGUUCAGAUGAUGAGUGACUUAGAGACCAGUGUGUCUGCUGCUUCCUUCCUCGAGCCCGGUGUGGAGGGCAGCGCAGGUCUGGGGCACUGAGGAGCUCUGUGCCUGAUGUGGAGCCAGUCCGGAGGCUGCCCAGCCACCCUGGUCUGAGCCAUGUGGUGCCUUCUGCUGGGGAGCUGAUAGCUGAGCAUCAGCCGAGCUGCUUAGUUAUCUAAGAAAAUCGAUUUGCAUAUGUCAGAUGUUUUUACAACACAAGGAUGCUAUUAUGCAUUGUGCUUAUUUUAAUAAAACUGUUUUAAAUUCUA